Molecule: messenger RNA, 1233 nt
Organism: Rosa chinensis
Lineage: Eukaryota; Viridiplantae; Streptophyta; Magnoliopsida; Rosales; Rosaceae
Product: peroxidase 20
Exons: 4
Coding region: 66-1076 (336 amino acids)
Biological process (GO): hydrogen peroxide catabolic process; response to oxidative stress
Molecular function (GO): peroxidase activity; heme binding
Source: RefSeq, a predicted model, not a curated record
UCAUAUCCCAGAUAAGCUGAUCAGUACGUUAUUUCCUUUUUUCAUGCAACACUUCAUUUUCUAUCAUGGAGCAGAAGGGGAGGAUAUUCUUGAUUUUGGUAGCAAUGGUCUUUCAUGGCACUGAAUCUUUAAGUGAUGAUGAUGGACCUCUUGUUCUUGACUAUUACAAAGAAAAGUGCCCUUUGUUGGAAGAGAUUGUGAAGCACAAUGUUGAAGUUGCAGUUUUUAAAGAUCCUCGAAUGGCUGCUUCUCUCCUUCGCUUGCAUUUUCAUGAUUGUUUUGUCAUGGGUUGCGAUGCAUCUGUUCUUUUAGAUAGUUUUGGAGGCAUUACCAGUGAAAAGCAAGCAGGCCCCAACCUAAAUUCUUUACGAGGAUUUGAGGUUAUCGAUCAGAUCAAAUACAUCCUGGAAGAGGCUUGUCCAAGAACAGUAUCAUGUGCUGAUAUUCUAGCAUUGGCUGCUCGUGAUUCUGUUGCAUCGAGGGGAGGGCCUAGCUGGGAUGUGUGGCUAGGCAGGAGAGACUCCCUGCAAGCAAGCUUCAGUGGUGCCAACCAGUUCAUCCCUGCUCCAAAUAACUCUCUAGAAACUCUCAUUUCCAAUUUCAAACAACAAGGACUUGAUAUAGAAGACUUGGUUGCCUUGUCAGGUAGCCACACAAUUGGAAAGGCAAGAUGUUUAAGCUUCAGGCAGAGGGUGUAUGAUGUGAACUUCAAAGGACAGUACGAAAUAUACGAUAAGUACAGGAGGUAUACUUCCUUCCGAAGAAUCUUACAGUCCAUAUGCCCCAAAUCAGGGAGGAACAAUGAUUUAGCACCUCUUGAUUUUAUGACUCCAGCCAGAUUUGACAAUCAUUAUUAUGUUAACCUACUCCAAGGAAAAGGUUUGCUGGGUUCUGAUACUGUAUUGGUCACACAAGAUCAUGAAGGGGAGAUCCUAAAGCAGGUGUGGGCUUAUGCCACUGAUGAGAAACUUUUCUUUGCUUCAUUUGCAAACUCUAUGGUGAAGAUGGGAAACAUCAAUCCAAUCACUGGAAAUCAAGGAGAAAUCAGGAAGAGUUGUAGGUUUGUCAACACCUAGCUAGGUAGUACAUGUAUGGAACUCAGAGUUCAGCUUAUGAGUUAUCUAUAUCUGUAAUUCUGUAUGGUAAUUGCAGAGCAUUUGCAGAAGAAACUUUAUGAAGCGGGAUCCUAUAUAUGUGUUAUGUAGUUUUCAAUUCUCAUAUUAUGUUUUAUGU